Messenger RNA from Botrytis porri, 2052 nucleotides. RefSeq lists its product as uncharacterized. The record is from RefSeq and is a predicted model, not a curated record. NCBI's taxonomy places the organism in Eukaryota, Fungi, Ascomycota, Leotiomycetes, Helotiales, Sclerotiniaceae. The transcript is spliced from 3 exons. The coding region runs from base 215 to 1849 and encodes 544 amino acids.
UGUAUGUAUGUAUGUAUGUAUGUAUGUAUGAUAGUUUGAUGCUAGACAGGGGAAUUCGGCAGUGAAGCCGAUGCGUAUUCAAGCACGUGUUGCAUUUACAAUGGGUUGAUAUUUCUUCUCACUACAUCUUUGCCCCAGGACUCCUUUACUAAACCUCUGUUUCCCUCUGGUUUCAAUCCUUUUGCAAGAUUAAAUUAUACUUCCAUCAUCAACAAUGACCAUAACCGAAAACAGCGCCCCGCUUAGAGUCAUCAUCAUCGGUGGUGGACUCAGUGGUUUAACAUUAGGACAACUUCUUGCAGAUGUGCCGAGUAUCAAAGUCACGCUCUAUGAGCGUAGCAAAGGUCCGACCGACAGGCUCUCGGGAUAUCGUGUUAUGUUAUCUUCAUUUGUUCUCCGAAAUCUGAAGGGAAAACUGCAGCAUGACGUGUGGCAGGAAAUUGCGCCGAGUAUUGGUAUUCAACCUGGAGGGGGUCAGGAGAUGAACUUUGUGAAAAGCAAUGGCGAUCCGAUAUUCACGUGGCUACCAGAAGAAAUACAAGAUCAGUUUUCUGUAUCGCGCUGGCGCCUUCGGGAAGGACUCUUGCAUUGGAGCGAAUCUUUUGCGCGUUUCGGGAAGAAGUUCGACAGAUAUGAGAAAUUACCGAAUGGUGUAGUACGAGUACAUUUCACGGAUGGGUCGAGAGACGAAUGUGAUUUAUUAGUUGGCGCAGAUGGUAUCAAUUCCCAAGUCAGAAAGCAAAUGUUUCCGCUUUCUAGAAUACGGCCCACGGAUGUCACAGUCAUAUAUUUCAAAAUUCCCUUGACAUGGGAAACAUUCAAAUUAGCAGGCUCGCAUAGUGGAGUUAUGGCCUUUUGUCCUGGCAACCAGAAUAUCUUGGUGCAUUCUUGGCAGAAUCCCAUGAAGCCCUGGGCAACAGAUUAUACAGCGGAUGAGAUCGAACCUUCUGAGUCAUUUAUCAUGUAUGGUUAUGGCAGCCCAGCGAGUGCUUUUAUCAACAAGACAAAACCGCCAGAGGAGUUUACCCCCGUGGAACUCAAGACAGAAAUCAUUGCUCGUUCCAAAACUGAUCGAAAUGUACAUCCCAACUUUUUACAACUGGCUGAGAUGUGCUUGACGAACACGGCGUAUCUGCACAUGGUGAAGAAGUGUGAUUCGGUAAAGCCAUGGGACUCAACUAGUGUAACGUUAAUCGGGGAUGCAGUCUUUAACAUUAUGACAACUUUAGGGAAGGGCGCCAACUGUGCUCUUCUUGACGCUGUCUCUCUCGCCGAAACAAUUUCACCUCCAGUGUCUCCACCGUCAACAUCACAAGAUGAAAAUAUUCAGCUCACCUCGGAGAGUACUCAUAGAGCUAGGCGCAAGCUGGCCAGUACAAUGGAGCUUAGGCCAGCACUCAGAGCGUUUGCAGUGGAGAAUGUCAAACGUCGCCACAGGGAACGACAAAGAAGUGCAUUCCUCCAGAAUCUUGUAUACUUUGGCGACAACAAAUUCAAAGAAUACUGUAGAGAACGAGUACUGAAGAAUGCUUUGGGGUGGGUUGAAGGAACAAAAGGCAGGAAGAAGGAACUUUAUGGCGCGAGAGGUGAGACGAGAGAUGUCGGUGGAUUGUUAUCGCCCAAUGAGGUACCGUAUCAUAUAAGUGACGGAAAGCUUGAUCGCGCCGACGAGGAAUCAAUUAUGGAAAGGCAAAGCUUUCUAGAAAGAGGCUGGGGGCUUGUAAGAGCCGAUGAAUUGGAUUCGGAAUGUGUGAGCGUCGCCUCAACGUCAACGCGUGAGUCAAAGAGCACCAAGGCUUCUUCAUCGGCAGUGAUUUCGAGGGAGUGUUUGACGGGGAAUAACUCCUAGGCUUGGGAGGACUAAAGGAUUGUUUUUGGAUUAUAUGCUUGUAGUAUACCCAGUUGUGGCAAAUUGAUGAUAUGUAAGGAUUAGGAAGGAUUUUGGGAUAGACUUGGGUCGGAAAAGGUCGAGGGAAAUCUUGGUUUAGACAAUCUUGGACGGCCUUUUUGCAUUACAUUAUUUUCACUCAAUUAAUAUAUGUAUACUGCAUA